AUGCGAGCAUCGGCGAUAUUUUCCCCUUUAGUAGCUGCCUUCAAUCUUCAACAAUCAAAUGUUAUUAAUGGCGGAGUUCUUUUGGGCAAUAAAGGCUAUUUUGGUGCUUCCCUCGAAUUGCACCAGUCUCAAUCCGAGUGGACCCUUUUAAUUGGAGCGCCAACUGACAGCUCGGAAGGAUCCCUGUACAAAUGCCCCCUCAACGCGUCCGGACUCAAGCCCGAUUGCCAGAAGGUAGACGUCUCGUCAUGCGUUGAAAGCCGAAACCGUCAAAUUGCUAGACAGGGCCAAAAUGUCGAUUACUACUGGAGCUUCAACGAGACUGGGAAAAUGUUUGGCUACACGAUCGCCAGUGCUGGGCCGGACGGCGACGUAGCUGUCUGCUCUCCGAGGCUUUGGCUCUCGAAAAAUAACAAAAAGAUCAACACCCAAGUUGGCGAAUGCAUGAUACUCGACAGCUCGCUCAGGAUCAAGGACGAUCCAGAAUGUUCUUUCAACCCUUGUCUCGAUAAAACCACGCUGUCGAGUACAUCCGACCCGUCAUUGAAGAAUUAUCUUUUCUGUAACGCCGGUUUCUCGGCGGAAUGGUCGCCCACCACUAUCGGAGAUGACGCUUUGACAGCACUUUAUAUGGGCUUGCCAAAUAUGCUUCAAUAUGCAGGAAAUAUUGUGUCUGCACUGCCUACUAACACUUUGGACAACGUCUUUAUGGAUAAAUUUAUGACCUUCGACGUUGACUUGCCGAAUCCAUACACAUGGAUCUACGAGCCGCUGAUCGAAGAAGACUUCAUCAAUAAGCCGGACAAGGGGCUAUUUUCUAACUCGUACUUGGGCACCUCUUUGAAAGCAGCGAAUUUAACAUCGAACUCUCCUGGCAUCACUCUAAUUUCCGGCGGAGAUCAUCUCAAUGAAGUCAACCUCUACACUAUUGACAGUGAUGGAAAGAAAUUCAACUUGCAGUCUACAAUUCGACCGCCGGGGAAAUCAAGGGACGGUGUUCGUGGAAUAGCUGAUAUCUCCGGCUUUGGACGAGUUGUCGAAACGAUUGAUUUGGACGGUGAUGGCGAACUCGAUAUCGUCGUCGGCGCUCCACUCCAUGUUUAUAUAAAUCAGACUGAUAAGCUUAGAAGUACUGAAGGCCUGGUCCUGAUUUACCUCAGCCGUGACAAUCCAAGCUGGAGCUCUAAAAAUGACCUAGAAGGUGGCAAAUAUAUAAAACUAGAGGGUCCGUACGCAUCUCGUUUUGGUCAGAGCAUCAGAAAUGUCGGUGACAUCAAUCACGAUGGGAUCGAUGACUUAGCGAUCGCUGCCCCUGGUGAAAACAAAGUUUACAUCUAUCAUGGAAACAGAACUUUUACCGAGGAAAAUAAACAUGUUCAAGUGCUGGAAACUGAAAACAGCGAGGAAGUAAUUGGCUUUGGGUACUCAAUCACUGCCGCGGACUUCGAUGACAACGGGUACUCAGACGUGAUCGUUGGAUCUCUGAGCGAGAGCGUUUUCCUUUUCAAAUCAAGGCCGAUCAUUGAUGUUCAAUCCAAGCUAAAGCCAAAUAAGAAAUCAUUAAAGUUGGACGAAAAUGAACGCAGUAUCACGCUCGAUUUCUGUUUUUCCUUCAACGAACGCUCAAACUCUAUGAAAAAGAAUAUAAUUAUCAACUACAACAUUACUCUCGACGGUCUAAGAAGAGGACGCCCUCGUGUUUCCUUUGACAAAGACGAUGCGCAAACUGUAUUCUCUGAUGACAUCUCGCUCGAGCUUGGGAAAGAAGAGUGCGUAGAAGAUGUCAAGUUUUAUCUGCGAAAACAAGGGCAAUACGAUGACAAACUGUCACCUAUCGACGUUCGUCUGACGUGGGAUUUGGCAGGAAAGGGCCGUUCCCGACGUGCAGAAUCAUCGGACUUGAUUCCGAUUCUCGAUUCUCUCGACAGCUCCUCCCAAAAUAUUCAAAUCCAAGUGGAGAACAACUGCGGUCCCGACUUGAUCUGCAAGUCGAACUUACAGACUUUCGGAGAGUUCCAGAUGGGAGUUAAAGACAUGAAUGGGACGUUUAUGUGGAGUUCUACUAAUCCAACGAAUAAUAAAAAGCAGAACCGAAAGCAGAAACGCAGUUUAACUACAUUCACGCUUGGCAGAGAGGAACUGAUCGGCUUCCUGGUUACAAGUCGUAACAAUAAAGACGACGCCCACGAGGCGAGCUUCACAGUUCGUUACCCUAAACAUGUUCUUUAUCACGGUUACGACAAGAUCGACCCGGACAGUACCAAUGUAAAGUGCUUCAAAGAAGAGAACGACAGUGAACUGAGCAAUAGGGAUCUGUACACUUCCCUGCGUUGCGUCCUGGGUAAUCCGUUCAAGCACAACGACAAGGCACAAGUUCGCCUUCGAUUUCAAAAACAGGCAACGAUCGUCUCGCAAGACGAGAUAUCCUUUCACCUUUCGAAGAACACUACCUCACACCAGAAAGACGACGGCGAAACAGAUUACAUAAUGCGCAUCAAGCUCGAUCCAAUGCUGAAAAUCGAAACUAGCACAGUCGAUUCUGGUCAAUUCUCUUAUCGCCUAAUCCCCAAGGAUCAACAGCUUAAUAUCGACGAGAUAAAAGAAACAGAAGAGAACUUACCAAACAAAGCGUUGCUUAUUGGCCCGAAGGUUGAGCAUCGAUACAGUAUCUACACGGAAUCAAGCUUGACCAUUCCAAGAGUGGCCUUGGAGUUUCACUGGCCAAUGGAGGAGUUCAACUCGGGCGGUUUCUUACUGUAUCUCUGGGACAUCAAAAUUGACAAAAACGGAAACGACAUCGAAUGCGAGAACCUCGACAGUAAAGAUCCGCAAAAUAUACGUAAUGGAAUCCGAAGACGACGUGAAAAUCGAGAAUUCGAGUCCGCCAACCCAAAGAAGAGAGGGACCCAGUGGAUGGGUCUCAACGACUUCGAGAAAUACUCGUGCAAAAAUUCGAAAAUGAAGUGCGAAACGAUAAAAUGUGUGAUUUCGGACUUACGUCGCGGUGAAAACAUCGUUUUUGAUUUCGUUGCGUACGCAUACCGGCCAACAUUCUCCGAAUUCCUUAAUCGCAUUACUCCUAUUGACAAAGUUCUGAUAGAAAGUGAUGUGACCGUAGAUUUUUCAAGCGAAGAGAACGAAAAAGAAGCAACUUUCUUCAAGGCAGACAAUGUUGUCGCUACCAACAGUGACAUGACAGCUACAGUCAGGGUCACAGGCAUGCUAAAAUGCGUCUCAACCCUGCGAAAGAUUAUUAUCACAGUGAUACUUUGGAAACUGGGCUGCUUCCAACGAGGCGAAUACAAGUACCAACCUGAGAUGCAUCGAGCAGAGCGCAAAGUACAGCGAUCAAAAGAAGUUGCUGAAAACGAUAUUUAUUCCUACGAUCGCAAUGUGAUGCUCUUAUCAGACCAGGAUUAA
This is a messenger RNA of Oikopleura dioica, 3420 nucleotides long. NCBI's taxonomy places the organism in Eukaryota, Metazoa, Chordata, Appendicularia, Copelata, Oikopleuridae. The record is from the annotation of a GenBank genome assembly.